Penicillium bovifimosum is the source of this 366-nucleotide messenger RNA. RefSeq lists its product as uncharacterized. NCBI's taxonomy places the organism in Eukaryota, Fungi, Ascomycota, Eurotiomycetes, Eurotiales, Aspergillaceae. The record is from RefSeq and is a predicted model, not a curated record. The transcript has a single exon. The coding region runs from base 1 to 366 and encodes 121 amino acids.
AUGAUGACUGUCUACUUCUACGGCAGCUUCACGAAGGAAGACUUCUUUUCGUGCUUCUUUUGGGUGAAGGACGAUCUGGACUACGACAACUCCAGUUCAGGGGGGCAGCGUUAUGUCAAGAAUAUUUGGGCAGCCCUAUGCACCCAUAUUAAAAUCCACAUUGAUGCGCGCCAGUCCGGCAAUCGGGAUGCUGAGGAGGGACGGUGGAGGGAUGUCCUCCAAUUCUGGGACGACCUGACAGACAACGAAGGGUUCAACGGCGUCCACAGAGCAAUGUUUGCGGAAAAGCUGUACGAGCACCGACCAAACCGCGGCAGGGAUCCGGCCCGGCCACGGAAGAAGAUAUUUCACGGCCAUGGAAGUUGA